AUUUAGUUGCACUUGCUUUCUCAUUAAUCCUUAUGUGGGAUUUAAAAGUUACUUAGUUUGGCUGGAAACUGGGGACCAAAAAAAAAAAAAAAAGAAAAAAAAAUCUAUGUUCUUUAGUUUUCAUAUCUAGUACUUUUGAAGUUAUUUAUCUGUAUAACUUUUUGUUUAGAUUCUCUCAAGUUGUACUUUUGUUGCAGAGCUAAGAAAAUAACCCAGAAAUCUUUUAAGAUUUUGGAAUAGAAUUUUGACCAUAUUCUUAAAAAUUAAAAAACAAAAAAAUGUUGGAUAUAUGAGUAUUGAUGACUUUCUACAAAAAUCUAAGAUAAACAUGUUUGGAAGCUGAAAAAGGUGGAUAACUUUUGGUUCAUAUUUAACAGAGGUCCAUCAACAAACUUGUAUAUCUUGGAUUCUCUUUAUCUAACAUCUGGGUUUCGGAAUCCAAAAGUUUUUUAAAAAUUCCAACUCAUUCCCAUGGAUGUUCUGGCGAGCAUUUUUCUUGGGCAUAUUUCAGGUUCAACUUUUAGAGAUUCCCAGGGAAUCUUUUGGGAUGUGGAAUUCGAUUUUUUUGCCAACCGUGAAUUUUUGGCUUUUUUUUUAAUCCGUUGAACAAGGUCAGCAAUGCCUCUAUCCAUUUCAAUAAAGACAGCUCGUUAAGUGCGUCUUCAGCUUUUCGUUUUCGUCUUAAGCUCUCACAAUCUCUGGCUAGCUUUUUCUACUUAUCCAGCUCAUUCAUACUAAUCUGAAUCCCCAGGAAUAACUUUACUAUUGUGCUUUGUAAUUUCCAUAAUGCUUUAUAGUUAUAAACCCUCUGUUUGGCCUGAUCAGACCCAUGGAAUCACUUUCAUAGGUUUAUCUCCCACAAAAUUCUUCAUCUGAAUCAAUGACCAAAAUCUGAACGUUUCUUUCUCACAUGCUUGUGGAAAAUACGCAGAGACCAAGUAGAUGAAUCAUUGUAUUGGGUUUACUGCCCUUUCUUUUACAAGACUAGUGAGUCUUAGAAGUGAAAUGGAGAUAGGUUUGGAAGCUUCAAGGGAGUGAUGCUUAUUGACAAUGCGCUUGUUCUGGUGGCAACAACUGCCGCUGCUUAUACUGAUUCAACUUUUAGAACCCAGCAGAACAAGCAACAAACUAUAUGCUGAAGCUUCACUUGCUUUCAGGAGCAAGGUUGGAAGUCCUCAACAGCCAACCAGUAACGCUGGGAGAAACCCAUGCCUAAGACAAAAGACAUGUGUCAAUUGUUAUAAACUGAAGGACCCAGGUGUUGCUUCUUUCAGGUUUCCUGGAAUCUGUACAUUUUCCCUGCAGGCUAAAACAUUCAAUUUGUUACCUGAUGCACCAAGAUCUUUCACCUCACAUUCAUUAUGUCAAUUACAAGAAAAGAUCCAACAACCAAGAAAUUACAGGAAGAUAGAAGCUGCAGCUUACGAGGAUAAUGGUGUUCCAACUCUCAUGCCUGUGCAGGAAGCUCAUGAACAGAAACCAAGAAAGCGGAAAGUUGCAGCCAUAAUUGGUGGUGCAGUUGCUGCUCUUCUUGUGGUUUUUGUAGUGGUGCUUGUGUACAUAUGCUUGAUGCGUGUCAGGAAAUACAUAAGGCGAACAUCUGAUACUGCAUCUUCCGUGCCAUCUCUACCUGCUGAACUGGAAAUAGGGAGUAUAUCCCCCUAUGCUUGUCCUCUCUCUCCAUUUGAUUCCCAGAAUUUAAGGCAACUAACCAUUCAGGAACUGAAGCGAGCUACAUGUGAUUUCAGUCAAAACAAUAUCCUAGGUGAAGGUAGAUUUGGUUUUACUUAUAAGGGACUGCUUCAAGAUGGUUCCAUUGUGGCUAUCAAGAGACGCCUAUAUUCUGCAACUCAGUAUUUCUUUCAUGAGGUGAAGAACAUAGCUCGUGUCAACCAUAUGCAUCUUGUCAGUCUUAUUGGUUAUUAUCAAGAUGCCCAUCAACAGUUACUUGUCUAUGAUUACCUCUCUAAUAGAAACAUAGGGAACCACCUUUAUGAUAGUGAAGGAUUACCUAUAGGAAAGCUUGGCAUACGGCAAAGGCUAUCAGUAGCGCUGGGUGCAGCAAGAGGACUUGAACAUCUUCACAGCUUGGUGCCUCCUCUGCUACACAUGCAUUUUAGAACAAGCAAUGUUCUCGUGGAUGACAAUUUUAUGGCUAAGGUGUCUGAUUAUGGACUUACCAAAUUUGUAAUUGAGGGUAAUCAUGCUGGAUCAUCUUCAUCCAUUGAUUGCUUUCUUGACCCAGAGUUAGAUAUACCCAAGAAAUUUUCGGAGAGAAGUGACGUGUAUAGUUUUGGGGUCUUCUUACUGGAAUUGAUUAGCGGACGUGAAGCACAUGGCAGAUACCAGUCAAACUCGGUGGGGAAUUUAGUAUUACAGGCCAAGAAUCGCAUGGAAUUCGAGAAUUUCGUAGAUAAAUCAUUAGAGGGCCACACAAUGUAUGCUGCAAAACAGAUGAUGGGAUUAGCAAUGAUAUGUAUAGAUGCCAGUGUUAGAAGACCAACCAUGAAAUUUGUUCUUGAGGAGCUUGAACGGAUUCAAGAAUCUGAAGUUGAUGUGCAGAUUGGUGCUGUGACUCUUGGAAGUGAGCUCUUCAAAUGAGUGUUUUUUUUUUUUUUUUUCCCAGCUGUCUUUUGGUUAUCUGCCAAUUCUUUUAUUGAUUAUAUUUCUUCUAAUUACCACAGAAACCCAAAAAAGGGGGGG
Messenger RNA from Ziziphus jujuba (common jujube), 2703 nucleotides. RefSeq names its product probable serine/threonine-protein kinase PBL28. The transcript is spliced from 9 exons. The record is from RefSeq and is a predicted model, not a curated record. The coding region runs from base 1051 to 2601 and encodes 516 amino acids. Gene Ontology annotation, molecular function: protein kinase activity; ATP binding. Lineage: Eukaryota; Viridiplantae; Streptophyta; Magnoliopsida; Rosales; Rhamnaceae. Gene Ontology annotation, biological process: protein phosphorylation.